Molecule: messenger RNA, 2505 nt
Organism: Cuscuta epithymum
Lineage: Eukaryota; Viridiplantae; Streptophyta; Magnoliopsida; Solanales; Convolvulaceae
Source: the annotation of a GenBank genome assembly
CGCAUGACUAUAUAAUACAAGUAAUAUAUUUAUUUGGCAAUCGAACUUCGAGUCUUCGAUCAUAUUCCUUCACCACUUCCUGGUGUCCUGAUCGAACUACUGACUGCAAUUUGCAUGUUUUGGUAGCUGCUAUCUUGCAACCCUCCCAUUCAACUUCCAAAUAAAUUAUAUAUAUUCCACUCACUUCUCACUCCCGAACAGGUUUCUAACUGGUCAAAGACGGUUAAAUGGAUCAUAAUCUCACAAAAUUGCCAGCCUACUACUCCUUAAGGAGACUCGGAUUGGAGAAUGAGAGCGAGGGUGUGCUUUCACAACAACAUCCUAACCAUGCCCUUUCGAUAGACUCUAAUCGAGUCAUCAAUUACCUUAACAAGAUACUACUGGAGGACGAUAUUGAUGAGAAUAAUGAUGAAUUCCUGUUCUCUGAUCCUACUGCGCUAAGAGCUGCAGAGCAUUAUUUUCAUGAAGCCUUGGGUGAGAACCCCUCCUUUGACAGCAGUGUCGAAAGCCCAGAAGGCAUCUCUGAUGUUAAUCUUUAUAGCUCUGCUCCGGGAGAGUCUAAAUCAUAUGGCACAAGUGACCUCUCCUUUUCAUCAAGUCACACUAAUCAGGAUGUGUUGAAUGACUCUUUUUAUAACUAUGGUAGUGCUAAUUUGGUUCCAAAUAUACUUUUUGAUGAUCAAACUGUGCCCAUUUUGCAAUUCCAGAGAAGUGUGGAGGAAUCGAGAAGAUUUUUUCCUGCCAUUAAUCCGAUGGUCAUCCAUUUCGAUGAUAAAUACUCAUUGCACCCGGUGACAAGCGAGGAAUUGACCAGUGGUAGUGCUGUGAGUACAGAGAACGAGGAUACUUCAGCCGGUUCUUGUAGGAGAAGGAAGCACGACCGUACAGUUGAAGAGAAAGAGGAGGAAAGGAGCAGGAAACAGAGUGCAGCUUGUAAAGAGGAAAUUGAGUUAUCAGAGGUGUUUGAUAAGGUUUUGUUGUGUGCUGCUGAUGAUAAAGAUGAUUCUCCAUCUAGAGCAGGAAAACAACAACCAAAAGGGAAAAACGGACACAAGAGCCGUUCAAAUAAAAGAGGAGACAUUUGUGGAAUUGUUGAUCUCGAGUCUCUUUUGAUCAGCUGUGCAAAAUCUGUUGCGGAUGCUGAUUACAUGGCUGCAGAACAACAACUGAAGGAGAUCAAGCAGUACUCUUCAGCUACCGGUGACGCAAACCAAAGGUUGGCACAUGCAUUUGCUGAUGGUCUUGAAACACGGAUGGCCGGAACUUGGCCGGAACUUUAUCCUUCAUUUCGUAAUAAGACCGCAGUUUCCGAAUUGCAAAAAUCCCACAUGUCAUCAACUUUGCCAUUUAUGAGGAUUGUAAUCUUCUUUGCGAAUAAAAUGAUUUACGAAGUAGCAUCAAGAGGCGCAUCACUGCACGUGAUAGACUUUGGCAUUCUUCAUGGUAUUCAAUGGCCCACUCUUAUUCGAGAUCUUUCACGAAGACGUGGUGGCCCUCCAAAACUUCGAAUAACCGGGAUUGAACUUCCCCAAUCUGGUUUCCGUCCGUCGCAAAUGUUAGAAGAGACUGGUUGUCGUUUGGCUAAAUAUUGCGAGUGUUUCGGUGUACCAUUCGAAUACAACGGCAUAACAGCAACAAAUUGGGAGGCGAUUAAGAUCGGUGACUUGAAGCUCACAAAGGGUGAGGUGGUUGCGGUUAACUGUAUUGAUCGAUUCAAACUCCUACUAGAUGAGACAGUAUGUGGUUCAGACAAUCCGAGGGAUGUUGUUUUAAAGUUAAUCCGAGAUAUCAAUCCUCACGUUUUUGCGCAUUCUGUUCUUAGUGCAUCGCACAGCUCUCCUUUCUUUGUCAAUCGGUUUCGGGAGGCUCUUUACUUCUGCUCUGCCCUCUUUGAUAUGUUUGAAGCUAUUUUCCCUCGCCAUGAUAGUCAAAGGUUGAAUUUUGAACAAGCAUUUUUGGGGCCUGUAAUAACAAAUAUCAUUGCAUGUGAGGGCAUGGAAAGGUUCGAGAGGCCUGAAACAUACAAGCAGUGGCAAUGUCGCACUCUGAGAGCUGGGUUCAAGCCUCAGCCUCCAAACCCUAAAGUUGUGAAGAAGUUGAGAGCUAAGGCGAGGGAAGCAGGUCACAAAGACUUUCUAUUUGCUGAAGACGGCCAUUGGGUUCUCCAAGGGUGGAAAGGUCGAAUUCUUUCUGCCAGCUCUGUCUGGAUACCUCACAACCCAUGAUUUAAUAUUGAUUAUGAGGUAAACCCAUCAUUGUUUCUUUUGAUGGGAUAUGUCCUCAGAAAGUUGGGUGUAGUGUAAUGACUUUUUUUUUAUAGCAGUAUCCUUCCUUGUUUUCCACAAAUUAAAAAAAAACUAUUUGUAGUGAAAUAGUAUUGCAUUUUAAGUUUAUUACUAUUUGUAGUAGUAAUUUAUAUAUAAAAGGUUGUAAUAAUAUCUAUUUGGAUUUUGGACCUGUAGAGUAUUUUUAUCAUUGUUUAUUUGCCAAAGUUGUAUGAAAAAG